Messenger RNA from Vanessa atalanta (red admiral), 1070 nucleotides. Its product is annotated as venom serine proteinase-like protein 2. Gene Ontology annotation, molecular function: serine-type endopeptidase activity. The record is from RefSeq and is a predicted model, not a curated record. Bases 1 to 1008 code for a protein of 335 amino acids. Gene Ontology annotation, biological process: proteolysis. The transcript has a single exon. NCBI's taxonomy places the organism in Eukaryota, Metazoa, Arthropoda, Insecta, Lepidoptera, Nymphalidae.
AUGAAGUACGGAGUAUAUUAUUUGCUUUUCGUUUUAUUUUUAAUUGCUCAAAAAUGUAACUGUGGACAUGCAAAAAAAAGCGUAGAAGACAACAGAGACGACGAUAUCACAGACGAAAUUAAAGAGGAAUCUUUAGAAAUAGCGGGUGAAGCAGAAGUUAGUAAUGUCACAAGUUGCACGAGAAGAAAAAAUAGCCAAAUGCAUGAAAUUAGCAAGGCCAGUGAAAAUCAAUUUCCAUUCAUGGUAGCAAUUAUGUCAUCUCGCAAUGAAUACGUGUGUGCUGGUUCCUUAAUCUCUAAUGGAUUAAUACUUACCACCGCUCAAUGCACUGAAUCUAUAAGUUACGUGCUAGUUAAUACUACGAGUGAUCGAAAAAAUAAUAAUACAAUAUCGUUGCAUAUAAUUAAAAACGAAAAAUUUCCUACUUAUACUGGAAUCCACUCAGUAAAAGAUGUUGCUGUCAUUUAUACCGAAAAACAUAACAAUACAAUUGCAUCAAAAAUUAACGUCAGCAAUUACACUAGCACAAAUACUUUAGGUGGUAUAGAAGCCCUUGGAUUUGGCUUAAACGUUGAUGUUGGGCAUGUAAGAGAACUUCAGUAUGUCGGUGUAGAGGCAAGAGAUGUAAGUGGUGACCAAAUUAAAGGUUACAUCGAUUGCAUUGACACGAAAGUACCUACCUGUUUUAGAGAUAAAGGAGGGCCCUUGAUCUUUAACAAUGAACUCAUAGGCUUAAUAACUACAGGCCAAAAUGAAUGUACAAAUGAAAUUUUUCCAACUUAUUCUAUAAACAAACGAUUAGUAGAGGCACUCCCAGCAUUCACGUUUAAAGCUUGGCUUGAUGAAAAAAUUGCUAAAAAUUCUGAACAAGCAGAAGAACUUUUGGAGAUAUAUCCAAAGAAACCUAUAACGCGAAAGUCAUCGAUCCAUGUAAUGACUAGCGGAGCAGAAUUAAAGAAAAGUACCGUCAUGUCUAUUUUGAUGUUAUUAUGUUUAAAAUUAGAUUAAAAAUUUCCUAAUCCCAAUUGUUUGUCAUAGAUUUUUUAAUAAUAAAGAAAAAAACUAAAAUA